AACACCAACAUUCUCACAGCUCAUGAAGUACAGAUCAGUAGCUGUUUAGUUGUGACUGUCAAGGGGAAUGGUUGUCAGCAGAAGAAAGAGAAAUCUGUAGUGAUGUGGUAUCAGAUCCGUGAAUAUUGUGACUCGGACUACUCUGCUGUGCGGGAAGUUUACUCUACUGGGUUCAGAGAGCAUGUUGGAGCUGUAUAUGUUCGCACUCUGAGGCAACACUGGGUUCAGGCUGUGCUGUUGGGACUGUUCCUCCUCUUCAUCCUCUUCUCCGGCUCAUUCUUGGCCUCUCUGCUGUGUCUCGGUGGAGUCCUGCUGGCUGGCAGGUUUGCUGUCCAGUAUUUCUUUGAACAGGGAGUACAACUCGGGCUCAGAGAAGACCUGCAGGACAUUCGAGCCUCGUACAUGCAGCCAGGCCAGGUUAGUUGCUUCUGGGUAGCAGAGUCUAAAGGCUCUGUCGUGGGGACAGUAGCCUUAUUGCCAUGUGUGGAGGAGCCUGGAGCCUGGGAGCUAAAACGCAUCUCUGUAAAGAAAGAGUUCCGAGGUCAAGGGCUUGCGAAGGCACUGUGUUGGACUGCCCUGAGGUUUGCAGCCAGUCACAAGGUACACAGAGUGGUGCUCUUCACCUCUCUGGUGCAAUUAGACGCUCAUAAGCUCUACCACAAGAUGGGAUUCCACAAGGAGGAGGAGUUUGUGUGGCCAUCACUUCCUGCCAGACUGAUCAACUUCUUGGUAUUUAAAUAUGCAUGUAAGGUUAUGCAUGAUGAGGACCGAAGGAGUAAGAAACACUGAACUCCUACUUGACGUGUAGUAUUAAAUCAUGUUGCAUUCAAGACUAACUUGGACUGAGGGGACUCUCUUUUUUGUAGGGUUGUAAACAUCUGCUUAUCCAGUGUUUCUUCUGAAA
Colossoma macropomum (tambaqui) is the source of this 904-nucleotide messenger RNA. RefSeq names its product probable N-acetyltransferase CML5. The record is from RefSeq and is a predicted model, not a curated record. Gene Ontology annotation, molecular function: N-acetyltransferase activity. NCBI's taxonomy places the organism in Eukaryota, Metazoa, Chordata, Actinopteri, Characiformes, Serrasalmidae. The transcript has 2 exons. The coding region runs from base 103 to 789 and encodes 228 amino acids.